Molecule: messenger RNA, 1729 nt
Organism: Cajanus cajan (pigeon pea)
Lineage: Eukaryota; Viridiplantae; Streptophyta; Magnoliopsida; Fabales; Fabaceae
Source: RefSeq, a predicted model, not a curated record
UUUUGUGUUGACCGAUGUAGAAGGGGUGACUAAAUUCUUCCCCGCCCCCGCGACCACUCAGUAAAUGCGCGCUCACCCUAUGACUCAAACGCACACUCUCGAACGCUCCCUCUCGCACACUUUGAGACCCAAACCCUCUCAAGACUCUCAAAGCUAAAAUGCUCUCUACAGUCGAAAAGUACCAGCUCAGGCGCUUCCUCGGCCGCGGGAACUUCGCCAAGGUCUACCAGGCGCACUCGCUGCUCGACGGUGCCACGGUCGCGGUAAAAGCCAUCGAAAAGUCCAAGACGGUCGAUGCCACCAUGGAGCCCCGCAUCGUGCGCGAGAUUGACGCCAUGCGUCGCCUCCAGCACCACCCUAACAUCCUCAAAAUCCACGAAGUCCUUGCCACCAAGACCAAGAUCUACCUCAUCAUGGACUUCGCCGGCGGCGGCGAGCUCUUCUCCAAGCUUUCCCGUCGCGGCCGCCUCCCGGAGUCCCUCGAGCGCCGCUACUUCGCGCAGCUCGUCUCCGCGCUUCGCUUCUGCCACCGCCACAGUUAUAAGUUGGGGAUGAACGCUUUUGACAUAAUCUCCAUGUCCUCGGGGUUGGACUUGCGGGGGCUGUUCGAAACGACGUCGGAUAAGGGAGAAACGGUUCACUUCCGAUAAGAGUGUGGAGGCCGUCGACAAGAAGGUGAAGGAGGUUGGCUUGAAUUUGGGGUUUAGGGUUGAGGUUGAGAAGAACAGUGCGAUUGGGUUGGGAGAAACGGUUCACUUCUGAUAACGGAGAGAUUCGAUAAUUUUGGAAAACGAGGUUUUAAGUGUGGUCUUGGACACCCAAUUAGCCAGUAACUCAUUUUGAUUUGUUUUUGCGAUGAAGAUCUAUGGCAUCAGGAAUAUAGUUUUUGUGUGAAUGCUACUAAUUUAGGGAUUUUAAUAGUAGAUUUGUGUUGCACAGGUGUUGGUGUGUGCACUGAGGUGGAAAUAAGAAUACUGAAUUGUGAACAGCAUGCUUUCAAGCCUGCGUGUAAUGUCUUGAUCACGUUUAAUGAUGGGAAGAACCGUAAGCAGGUUCCAUUUAAAAAAGAAAAUGGUCAAAUGGUUACAAUCCCACUUUUCCAAAGUCAAGAAAACAUUGCUGGGAAGGUAUUUUAUUUUUUAAUGUUCAUAAUAUUGUACUGUUGAGUUUAAGUUAAUCACAUGAUGUUUUUUAAUGACUUCUGAUAUAUUGUCAAUCUUACUAGUUGAAUUUUAAAUAUCUACUGCCAUUUUAGAUUACAAUAGAACCAAUGCAAGGGAAAAAAAUUGAUCACAAUGGUGUUGAGCUCCUUGGGCAGAUAGGUUUGUACUUGACUAAUUUUUCUAACUCUUAAAUGUGUUGUGCCUCAAAAGUCAAAAUACUUAAUGGAGGUAAACAGAAGGAUGGAAAAAAAAUGAGUUAUUGUUUAGAACCUUUUAUUUAUCAGUAUACUAUGUGAUGAAGCUGAUCAUAUUGGCAAAAAUUCACUACAAUUUGUAGCAUUUUCGUGCACUUGCUAAAAGGAAUUUACGUUGUCAAUUAUUUCAUUAUCUAAUAUUUUUUGUCUUUUGAAUCACAUGUAUUACUUUUGUUAGAUAAAGUUUAGAACUUUUAGGCAUGUCACAUUUUAUAUUUGCAUUACUUGUAAAUAGAUGUGUGUAUAAUGGAACUUCAUACCUUUAAGGGGACUGGAAUUAUUUAAAAAAAUUAUCCAGCAUUGAGGAUGUAU